UGGUGGUGAUGUCAUGGCCACGAGAGGCAGGAUAGUGCUGUUAGUAUGCUGUGCCGGCUCCGUUGGUGGGUGUGUGUGGCGAAGGCAAGGAACAACUCCGUUAAGUGCAGAUAGCUUGUGUCAGAGGCUUACAGUUGUCGUCAGCACUGAGAGCAGAAUUUGGGACUCUUCAAAAGCAAUACUGAAUCGGAAAUUUCCCAGUCAUUCAUAACUCUGAAGCUGCCUAACUCUUUGUGUGCAAGAGGGGGGGAUGCCAGCCCGUAGCAUGGACUGUGAUGUCUCCACUCUGGUUGCCUGUGGGGUGGAUGUGGAGAUUUUUACCAAUCAAGAGGUUAAGGAGAAAUUUGAGGGCUUGUUCCGUGCCUAUGAUGACUGUGUGACUUUCCAGCUGUUUAAAAGCUUCAGGCGUGUGCGGAUAAACUUCAGUAGUCCUAACUCGGCUGCUCGUGCUAGGAUAGAGCUGCAUGAAACACAGUUCAGAGGGAAAAAGCUAAAGCUAUACUUCGCACAGGUCCAGACCUCUGAGACAGAUGGGGACAAGCUUCAUUUGGCUCCACCACAGCCUGCAAAACAGUUUCUCAUCUCGCCUCCGGCCUCUCCUCCUGUAGGAUGGCAACCAAUAGAUGAUGCAACACCUGUCAUCAACUAUGACCUUCUUUAUGCAGUUUCUAAACUAGGACCAGGAGAGAAGUACGAGCUGCACGCAGGGACAGAGUCCACCCCGAGCGUGGUGGUGCACGUCUGCGACAGCGACGCAGAGGAAGAAGAGGACCCAAAGAAUUCUCCCAAACCAAAAAUUAUCCAGACCCGGCGCCCCGGCCUGCCUCCUCCGGUAUCUAACUGAGUAUCCCCAGCAGAAGCAGCACUCCCCUCCUCAAGCUCGCCUCUUUCUUUCUCUGUUUGCUUGGUUUUGUUGAAGGGCAGCUGUUGCCACAUGGGUACUAGGACAUCCAGCUCAUUGAAAUCCCUUCCCUUUGACUAAGCCUAUCUAAUGAAAGGGCUAGGAAAACAUCUUUUGACUACAUAAGCAUAUCACAUGCCAUCUGGAAGGGGCUAAAACCAGCUGGGGAGGGGUUUUCACUGCAUAAUGCUGCACACCAUAACGAUAGCAGAGCCAGAAGUAUCACCAAGUACACUAGUGAUGGGCACAUUAGCUGGCAUCAGGACUAAUAUUCACACACCAGAACAUCAGUUUCUGCUCCCCUUCCUAAAGGAGGGCUCAAACCUGGCUUCCCCCUUCUCCCUCAUGUGUUACCUGGUUUUAUUUUAUGAGGUGGCAGCUUGAUGGCCUUAAACCAUUCCCCUCCACCUGCCAAGCAGGGAGGACCCCACAGCCCCCCCUGGGAACUUGCUCUGGGGAGCAGCAAGUUCACUACAUUUUUCAGCAAUAGUAGAAGGAAUGAAACACUCCUGCCCCUUCAGCUGCAGAAAACACUAGCCCUCUCAUUCUGGCGGUAGCGUGCCGUGGGCAGUGGAGGCCAAAGCAGCUUAUGAAGGGUCAGAUGUCCUUCAUUUUUUUUUCUUCCAAUGAAAGAAGCCAGGCUGCCAGCAGUAGGGAAUCCUCACUUUCCCUCUCAUUAGGAGCAGUACAAGUGGUACUUCCCUCUCCUGCUCUCUUGAGUUUAAGGAAGAAGAAACCAUCUCUCGAUUGCAUUGUCUAUUCUUUGCUAUCUCACAGUAGUAGCAAACCCCAGGAGUAGGUAGAGGUUUCUGGGGUGGCUAAAUAGCCCUGACACUCCAGCUAUUAGCAAAUAUUUGCCCAUCUCAAAUAAUCAGCUUUUCCCUCCUUUGCUUGAUGUGUUUUAGGCCCAUAUUGAGGUGUAUGCAGUCUUUUUUUCAGGCCAAAUAAAACAGGACCAUCAUUAAACUUGAACUUAAACUGCAUGAAAUUUACUUGCCUGUUUCACGCGGUCCUGCACACCCUUGCCACUCACAAGAUGUGCAGAAUUACCAAUGCUUUCUUAAGCUUUCAUCGUGGCUGGUAGCAGGCAGUACUUAAGAGACAUCCAAAGUUUCUAUCUGGGCUGAUCCUCCACGUUAAUUUUUCUCAUGCGCACUCACCAUUUUGAGAACAUGCUUUAGGGAUCUAAGCCCUGAAUUUGCAAGUACAUAGGCAUGUGCUUAACUUUAGGCAUAUUAGUAGUUCCAUUGAAAUUAAUAUUAGAAAAAAAUUAAGCAUGUGCAUUAAACACGUCAGGAUCAAGGCACAGUGAAUUGCAGUUCUGCUUCCCUUGAAGUGACUCAAAGCUCUUCUGCUCAACACUUGGAAGCUCGCUCUAGGUUCUGAAAGCGAUACUCAUUUCUGUCAUCAAGAUUCUGCCAUAAAACCUUGGGAGUGAGUUUCUGAGAGAAGGCAGGAUCUGAAUUAAUGAUGUGGAUAUUCAGGUUUCAGUAGAAUCGAGCUCACAUUGGUCUUGGCUUAGUAAAUUCAGAGGAGCAAAAGCAGAUUUGUCACUGCACUCUGCAGAAAGAGUGCUUAAAACACAUGGGGAGAACACAUCUGAGAGAGUAAGAACAGGCCAUUUUUAUACUUCCCUAACCAUUGCCAUUUUUGAGUAUUUUUGCUGAACAGGAGUUUUGCCUGUGCACAAACCUUAAAGCAGUGCUUCUCAGUGCAUAUGGGCAUUGCUUUGCAUAUGAUAACACCUAGGUUAAACGAGCAUGUUCGGUGCAAAAGAAAUUGAUGUAACCUAAAAGGGACUUGACUAACAGCUUUUUGGUCAGGAAGUAAAUGCUCUUUUAAAGAAUAGGUUUUCAGAUGUUUCACUUUGUUGCUUUACAGUGAUGCAUUCAAAAUUGAUUCAAACAGUGAAAAGUGUAUGAUUUUGAAUAACCAUGUACUCGGGGACUACAAUCUGAGCACUCUGAUUGCAAACAGUACAGAAAGCAACUUCGUACAAGGAGUACAAUCCUCUUUUUAGUCCCCAAGUAGAUGAAAAGCUAGUUUGAUAUUAGGACCCAUUGGUUUUAGACAGGAUUACACUUGAAUAGUACUUUUACAUGACGGUUAAAUUGAACACGUUCCUCAGUAAAAUAGUCGCUUUGACGUGGAAGACAUUUUAAGACCAGAUCCUCAGCUGUUCUGUCAUCAUAGUUCCACUGAAUCCAGUGUACAUUAACUGAGGAUCAGGGGGGCAUACUUAGUCCCUGUAACACAUCCAAACUUUUGGGAAGUUUGGAUCUAUAAUGUUUAGGUGCCACUCUGAUUCACACAUCUUACUGUGAGUGAUGCAGUUUUAGUUCAAUGUUUUCUUAAAUGUCUCAUUAUCUCAAAGUGCACUAUGGGAUACAUGUAUGAGGAACAGUUAAAAGUUGGCUCCGUUCACUGACUACUCUCUGUCCUAAAAGUGGGGCUGUCGGAUACUAUCCUGGAAGGAGUGGGAAACAGCUUCAUUUCUAAUCCCCAGAAAUAUAACCACAGUUAGAAGAUUGGAGUAACUCAGAGAACAUCCAGUGGCAGCUGCAAUCAAGGUUUAUAAAUCAUCCGGUGGCAGCUGCAAAUCAAGGUUUAUAAAUCACUUUAUAUAAAUUGCCUUUGGCAAAGAAAAAUAAUUCUGAUGAUAUAACCUCACUACCAUGACACUAAGAGCAUUUGUAAGUUUGUCGAGAGAGCUUUGUAUCUCACCAGCAGCCAAAUCCUGACUGGUGUAAAAAACAGGCUUAUGACCAUUUUGAAUUGUAAAUGUUUAGGUAAAAUUAGGAGUUCAGAUCUUCUGUUUCCAUAGUAGGCGAAACCCUUAUUGACUUCAGUGGGGAUUUAUCUGUGUAGCAACUACAGACUCAGCUACUGUCUUUCACUUGUCUAUUUGCAACACUGAGAAACUGAUUCUGCUUUGUAACUGCUAUAAAUCAGGACUAUUAGCUGCAUUACAUUACUCCUAAUUCGUGUUGAUUUCAGUGGUUAAGAAAUUCUCCCAAUUCUUUUAAUUUGCUUUCCCAGUCAGAGUAAGGCACUAUUGAAAUGGUUUACCAGCAGUGAAAUGGCACCCUCUUGUGGCUCCUUUGAUCACAUUUCUGGUUAGAAAUGAAGCCAAUAGUGGAAGAAGUCUACAAGUGCUGUUUCUGUUCUCCUCUCUUGAUUUGUCCUCUCCAGUUUUCUCAGAAUUUAGACUCUUAAAUAUACAAAUACGUAUACAAGGUAUGUGACCACCCUACAGUCAAAGCAAGGAGUUCAGAUAUUUCAAAUGAGAAGUGUGGAGAAUGUGUAAAGCCCUAGUACCCCCCUCGAGCUGCUGGAGAAACCCUCGAGCCCUCGUGGGGUUCCUGUCAUCAGUGGAAUAAUGCACUAGCAGGUCUUCAUGCUCAAGCUGAAGGCAUUUCUCACUUACAGGUCUUGUGGCAAAACCAACCAUCAAAGCCUUGCCCCACUGUCUGACCGAAAUGGAUCUGUCCUUUUGUUAAACCUUAAAUAAGGUCAAAAUAUGUCAAAACCUGCUCUUUUCACAUUUAUUUUGCUCCCAAUUUGGCUAGUUCUCUUUUCAUUCAGCAACAGUGAAAAAGGCCUUUCUUGAGACAAAGGGAAUGUCUUGCGAUCAGCCGUUAAGUCAUUGUGCAAGAUAUGAUUACAGCCCUGUGUUCUCACACUAUAACAGUUAACCACGUAGCAGCAUUUCCAUUAUUCUGAACACACUUUAAAAAUAUUCUAAUUUUAUUUUAUAGGAGUAUUAAUGUUAUUAGCUAAUGAAUCACUUUUGCACUUGUAUAACUGAGAGCUUAGUUUUAAAAAAAUAAAUAUGGCAAACAAGGAGUUCUUGAUGUGUUCUUCUUGCUUUGGCAUUUUGAAAAGGGAUCUUUAAUGCUAAACUAUUCUGAUGAUCUGGCUAGCGUGAUGCUCACUGCUGGAUAGAUCAGAACUGCUUAAAUGUACAUCACAGGCCACGUACUGGAGGUGAGUUAAAGUAACCCUGUGCUUUUGGAGGAGGAAGUUAAAGGAAAUGAGUAACAAUUGCAAGCUUGCUCUUCAGUCACUGUUGUUCUCUGGAGAAAUUAUGACUUAAUUCCUGGCAGGAUAUGAAGCACAAUUCAAAUCUGAUAUAUAGUGCGGUGACUCCAGUGACUUUCUUGAAUUUGCACUGCUUUAUAUCCUACCAUAACUGAAUUUGCCUGGGAUUGUGCACAAGCAGUAUCUUGCAUCACUCCAAAAGAACAAAUAUGUGUCCCUGCCAACUUGAAAUGGUUCCAUAGAUACUGUUAUAAAGAUAUGGGCAAACAUAGGGGGUGUGUGUGUGUGUAUACCUAUAUAUAUAUAUUUAAAUAGGUAUAUAUUAAAUAUAUUAAACACACACACAUAUAUAUAUAUAGGUAACUUGGCAUUGAGAUAAUACCCAAUUUAAAAAAUAAAAUCUACUAACAUAGAUUAGCAUACCUAUUACCACAAAAUACCAGAGUACUGGCUUGUGGUCUACCAUGUCAACUUAUGUAAGGUAUUUUUCUUCAUCUUCUGCAACAAUGUUGAAGUAUUGUGGUUGAGGCAGAAGACUAGGAACUCAGAGAUCUGGAUUCUCUUAACUUCUCAACCAUAGAUUUCUUGUAUUUGACCUUGUGCCAGUCACUUACGUCUGAAUUUGCAAAUGUAACUAGUGAUUUUGGUGCCCAAUUUGAAACACUGCAAGGGGAGCUGAUUUUCAAGGGGAAAAUGGGGAUUCUUUGUGAAAACUAACUCUUAAGAACUGAAGCACCCCAAGCUCUCAGUAUCUGAACUGUAAAAAGGCAAUAAUUUAUCAAAGGCUUUGGGAUCCAGGGUUGAAAUAUCUGUAUAACCCCUCACUACUUUUUAGGGUUAUGCUGCCUGGGUACAGCAUGCAAGCUACAAGUAAGAUGUUUUAUCUGAUCUUUCUUUUAAUUUAAAAAUAGUCUUUGUGCAAUUUGUGUCCAAUAGUGUGUGGAAAGGAAAACUACAGGCCCUGAAAUCAGUUCAGAGGUUGCAAUAGUGAAUACCUGGAUUUUCAGAGAGGCCUCAACUUGGCCUCCAUACGGGCACAUCUUCAUAACAAAAUGCACAUGCACAAAACUCCAAUAGGUACUAAAUCCGCAGACAAAAAUGGGGGGUUACACCUCUGUAUUGGGCAUUAGCAUGCUCAAGCGAUAGCAUGCAGUAAGACUCUGAUCCUCCAAGGUGCUGAGUGACUCCCAAAAGUCAACGGGAUCUGAAGGCAUUUCUCACUUACAGGAUUUGGGCUGUGCCUUAUUGGCUCAGUCCCUGACUGCGUGCAGUCAGUUUUGCAAGUGAAGUUGUGCAAAUGCAUUAUUAUGGAUCGUGCAUAGGGCUGUAUAAAAUACAAAGAUACUCCAUGGUCCAGAAGAGCAAGCAUUGGCUAGGACUGUUCUUGUUACCAAUUCACUACUUGCACCUAAGUCCCAGAGGGGUCUCAGCACCUUGCAAGAUUGGGCUUAAUGCUUUGUGCUGCCUGAUGACAAAAAGCUUGUGACUGAUUCAUUAGAAUAGUUGCCAGCUUCAGUACAACAAUUUAUUUGAGGAGAUCAUGACUCUGUAGUACUCUGACAUGGAGCUGGAACUAUUUUCCCUGGGAGAGGGAUUUUGAGCAGGUCAUUAAGAAUAACCUUGAUUAAAAGUAAAUACUGAGUCUCCUGCUGGCCAGCAGAGCUCAGAAUCACAGAACAAUACUAGCAGGCUUCCUCCUUUAUGUUCGGGAUCCUUUAAUGAACAGCAUUUGUAUGAAAUAAAAAAACAAAUCAGUGCUGUAGUUCUUUAGCCACCCCACUGAUUUAUGAAAAAGUGAAGCCAUAUCUGAUCUUGAAGCUUUUGUACUCCUCUUCAAUAUCAGCAAUAUCAAUUACUAGAAUGUACUGGGUUUGCUUGUUGGAAAAAGCAAUGCCCAGAUUAAAAUUCUGCAGAGAUCCUAGCCUUUCUUCCCCCCCAGCAUCAUGCUACUGUAAUCAGCAGUCCUGUUGGUAAGGAUUUUGGCCGUGUUUGUUUUAGAAAGUCUAGUAGCUCACACUUUGUCCUAGAUUAAUCCCUACAGAAGAUCAUCUUUGCAAGAAGAUGUACAGUCUGACUAAAAGCUUCUCUACAGGUGCUGCACCUCUGGGUAGAUGUGCAAGCAGGGGUUUGCUGCAAGAGCUCUCUGUUGUCUAAUAUGCGUAACUGGAGCCCCCUGUAGCUGCUUUGGCUGGGAAGAGAACAUGUGCAUCUAAAAGACAGCAUAACUGUAUUUCCCUUUACUCCCCGUGGGACAGUGAGAUCAAGGAUCCUGUGAGAUCCUGAGUCCGCGGGAUUCGAGCUCAGAAGGCAUAAGGAAGCCUUCAAAUCACCUCAUUCCUUUCAUGGGGGUUAGGUUUACCUAACACAUGCACACUCCCAGAGCAACAGUAAAAACCACCCGUUGACUCUUGGAUACCAGUCUCCUGGCAAUACAGCAGCUACAGGACACUCAGUAGCAGACAUCUGGCUUGGGUGAGGACAGGGAACUUGAUCCUGCGAGGCACCGGUGAUCCUCACAGUCAAUAGGAAUUACAGACACUUAGCACCCAAAUAAAGACUUCAGGAUCUAACGCCAUAAAAUUUGGUAGCCAUGACAUACACAAUAUGGUCCAAUCUUGCUCUCACUGAAGUCAACAUGGGCUUUCCCGCUGCCUUCAGAGUAGGAUCAAGUGAGAAGAUGUAAACCGGUCUGUCUGUUAGACACUAGAAAAUCAGCCUUGUUUAAUACAUCAUUGAACGUGACUGGCCAUUAAUCUGGUGCAAAUUCAUUGUGUCUACAUUAGUGCUCUGACGACAUACACCGUUCAGUUUAGCAAAUAUGAAUGUUUUGAAUCCGUUCUACAGCAGCGUGCUCCACGUUCAGACAUUUCUGACAGGAAUGUUGUCAUCCUUAUCGACUGAUCCUUAAUGUUGAUUUGGCAGACUGUCUUAGUGUGGUUAGCUACAUAAGUAUUUCAUGUAUGUUAUGUGGAUCUGAGACCACUGCUCAUGUUCUCCUCAUUCAAGUGUCUGGAUUUCUGACACAGAUGUGACAUAUCUGUACAUAUUAUAAAUCAAUACUAUUUUUAACCAUAUAUUUUGUACAAAUAUUCACAUUAGCUCUGUACUUCAGUGGAAAUCUAAUCUGGUAUUAAACAUUUUGGUGGAAUUAA
This is a messenger RNA of Alligator sinensis (Chinese alligator), 8094 nucleotides long. RefSeq names its product regulator of calcineurin 2 (gene RCAN2). Lineage: Eukaryota; Metazoa; Chordata; Crocodylia; Alligatoridae. The record is from RefSeq and is a predicted model, not a curated record. Gene Ontology annotation, molecular function: nucleic acid binding; calcium-dependent protein serine/threonine phosphatase regulator activity. Gene Ontology annotation, biological process: calcium-mediated signaling. The transcript has 4 exons. Bases 251 to 844 code for a protein of 197 amino acids. Gene Ontology annotation, cellular component: cytoplasm; nucleus.